Molecule: messenger RNA, 2220 nt
Organism: Closterium sp. Naga37s-1
Lineage: Eukaryota; Viridiplantae; Streptophyta; Zygnematophyceae; Desmidiales; Closteriaceae
Source: the annotation of a GenBank genome assembly
AUGACGCUACUGGAAGAAUCCGUGAAGUUACGAGAUAGAGCGACUGUUACCACCGCGGCGGAUCGUGCAGGUUGUGGACACGUGGCAGCUGACAUGACAGCUGACGCAUCAGCUGACGUAGCAAGAAAGAAUGCACAUCAAGAAAGAGCUUGUAGCGGAGUUCCCCCGACCGCAUCCGCCAAUUCUUCCGCCGCUGUCGGCGCGGCUUCCGCCUCUGGUGCUUCCGCCAAUAAUGCUUCCGUCAUCAGCUUUUCCGCCAGCUCCGCCGCGACUACCCCCGAACUGGUUCCGCGCUCCUCCCGCCCAUCCACCCCCUGUUCCCCGCGCCCAUCCAACAUUCACCUCGAUACCCCUCAAAAACCCCCUCGCCCGAUUAGUUUAUCGAUAAGCACGACUUUUUCAGGGGAAAACACCCCAGCGGGCCCGUCGCCCCGCGUUGCUGCAGCCGCGGCUGUGGCUGCCGCUGCUGCUGAGCUGCUUUGGGAAACGCCGCCGAAGCAGACUGCCGGGACAGGCUCGGCAGGAGCAUUGCAACGGCAAGGCUCGGGGAAAGGCUGGGGAGUAAGCUCGCCGUCAGGACCGGCAGCUGAUGGGGGGAGCAGCAGCGGUGGUUCGGGGCUGCAGCGGCAGCCGUCAGGCUCGGCAUCAGGAUCGGACACGCCGAAGCUGAAGCAGUGGGUAGCGGCCCAUCCCCCUGCACACGGCUUGGAUAAUUCGGCUCUUGUCGUGGAUGGCUCUGCCUUGUCGUAUCUGUGGAAGGAGGUGGUGGGGCGGGACGGGGCGGCAAGAGAGGGCGGCAAGGGCGCGGAUGUGAGGAGAGAGAAGGUUUACAACACCAUGUUCAAUGUGCCAUGGCGGUGUGAACUGGUGAGGGGUGUAGAGCGGUGUAAGGCGGUUGAGUUCCGCAAGGAGAGGGAGGGGAGGAAGGGUGCGGACGUGAGAAGGGAGAAGGUCUACAACACCAUGUUUAACAUGCCAUGGCGGUGUGAACUGGUGAGGGGUGUAGAGCGGUGUAAAGCGCUCAUCCUCAUACGGUACCUACUCCAUCGGCACUCCUUCUUGCUCCCCUCAUGCAUGCUCACACCGCUCUCCUUCUCCCGUAAUCCUAACUCCCCGUUCGCCUCCCACACCACUCCUUCACCUGAUCACCAUGGAGCAUCUCGUCUGUCUCUCCCCCUCUCAGGCGUUCGUGCACACAACUCUCCUCCACACUUCCCCUUCUCCCAAUCUCCUCCUCUCCCUCCCACUACACCACUCCCUCAGCUGAUAAUAAUGGGCUACCUUGUCUGUCUCGACUCCUUCCUCUCACUCCUCGCCAUCCUUCCCAUCCGCCUCUUCCUCCUCUUGCUCCGCCUGCUCCUGGCACCAUGGAGGGGGCGGCUGCAUCUGGGUGUGGACGACAUUGCUGACGUCGGCAAGGGCGUCAUCAUCGUGUGCGGUGUGCUGGCGCUGCAGCAGGCUGACGUCAGCCUCAUAUACCACUGGAUCCGCGGGCAGAACAUUCUCAAGCUCGUCGUGAUCUACAAUGUGCUCGAGGUGAUGGACAAGCUGUGUCAGAGCCUGGGGUGUGACGUGCUACAGAUGACUCUCAACACCGCGGCUCGCGUGGCUGCUGCCGCUACAGCCGGGUCAUCGGCAGGAGCGGCAGGAACAACAGGAGCAGGAGCAGCGGCAGCAGCAGCAGCAGCAGCAGCAGCAGGAGGAACAGGAGCAGGAACAGCCGGGUCAGCAGCGCCUGCUGCUGCAUCCCUGGCAACAGAAGCCCUGCGGUUCAUAAUCGACGAGGCCAUAGCCGUGGCAUGCUUUCUGCUGCACGCGCUGGUGCUGCUCACACAAGCGGUCACGCUGAACGUGGCAAUCAACUCGCACAACCACAUCCUCGUCACUCUGCUCGUGUCGAACAACUUCGCCGAAGUGAAGUCUAAUGUGUUCAAGCGCUUUAGUCGGGAGAACAUCCACAAGCUCGCCUGCCUAGACACGGUGGAACGGUUUCAUCUCUCGUGUCAUCUCCUCUUCGUGGUGGUACAGAACGUGGUGAAGGGGCAGGGCACCUCACUCUCCUUCUUUGUCCGGAACGUGUGCACGGUGUGGGGCUGUGAGAUGCUGGUGGACAAUCUGAAACACUCCUUUCUCGCCAAGUUCAACGAGAUCAAGCCUGAAACCUACUCCGACUUCCUGCUCUCGCUCUGCAGACAGGUGAACCGCUUUGCACACACAUGA